This is a messenger RNA of Sitophilus oryzae (rice weevil), 1013 nucleotides long. It is a transcript of the gene Cox11, whose product is annotated as cytochrome c oxidase assembly protein COX11, mitochondrial. Gene Ontology annotation, molecular function: copper ion binding. The record is from RefSeq and is a predicted model, not a curated record. Gene Ontology annotation, cellular component: mitochondrial inner membrane. Bases 104 to 823 code for a protein of 239 amino acids. The transcript has 3 exons. NCBI's taxonomy places the organism in Eukaryota, Metazoa, Arthropoda, Insecta, Coleoptera, Curculionidae.
UUUUCGUCAUGCUUCAGUUGGUAUUGGAAUUGGAAAGUUUUAGGUUAUGUUAUGUAAAUCAAAAUGAUAUCAAUUUAAUACAAAAAUAUUAAAGAAAUUGAACAUGUUUAGGAGUAUUUUAAGUAGUGGAAGAUAUUUUAAUAGAUCCAAGUCCUUUUUGAAUCAAGGUUUAUGUGAAAAAUGUAAAUACUUCCAGAGAAACACCUUUCGAAACUAUUACGAUUUUGCUGAUAAAUUAAGACAAGCCCGAAAAAAGGGCCUCAGAACAACAUUAUAUUAUGUUACUGCGGUUGGUAUAGUUACAGCAGGUCUGAGUUAUGCCGCCGUGCCUCUAUACAGGAUGUUUUGUCAAGCAUACAGUUAUGGCGGUACAGUCGUAGAGGGACACGAUGGUAGUAAAGUAGAAAGCAUGGUGCCCAACAAGAGUAGACCUAUUAAAGUUCAAUUUAACGCUGACAGAGCCUCAAAUAUGAGGUGGAAUUUUAAACCACAACAGACAGAGAUAACAGUGUAUCCAGGUGAAACAGCCUUAGCAUUUUACACUGCCAAGAAUCCUAGUAAUGAACCUGUUGUUGGAAUCAGUACUUAUAAUGUAGUUCCAUUUGAAGCAGGACAGUAUUUUAAUAAGAUACAAUGUUUUUGUUUCGAAGAACAAAUGUUAAAUCCUAACGAACAAGUUGACAUGCCAGUAUUCUUUUAUAUUGAUCCAGAGUUUACAGAAAAUCCAUUUUUAGAAAACUGUGACCUGAUCACGUUGUCUUAUACAUUUUUUGAAGCCAAAGAAGGCAUGAAACUUCCAUUUCCUCAAUUUGCCAAGAGGUAGUUGUACAGUUUUUGUGAGAUAAGUUAUUUUUAUAUUAAAAUAGAUAAUAUUGUUAGUUAAUUGAAUAUUUCAUUUAAUGUAUAAUGAAACAGCUAAUGUCUAUUGUUAUGUUCAUUUAUUUUGUUUGAAUACAAAUAUUUUAUGAAUUUAGUUACGAGAUUAUACAAAUUAUAACAGAAAAUUUGACAUA